Musca domestica (house fly) is the source of this 4819-nucleotide messenger RNA. RefSeq names its product neurogenic locus protein delta (gene Delta). Lineage: Eukaryota; Metazoa; Arthropoda; Insecta; Diptera; Muscidae. Gene Ontology annotation, cellular component: protein-containing complex; plasma membrane. The record is from RefSeq and is a predicted model, not a curated record. The transcript has 6 exons. Gene Ontology annotation, biological process: establishment or maintenance of epithelial cell apical/basal polarity; Notch signaling pathway; multicellular organism development. Bases 1063 to 3603 code for a protein of 846 amino acids. Gene Ontology annotation, molecular function: calcium ion binding.
CAUUUUAUUACGGCUGAGCAGCGUUCGCAGAACUUCAGAAGCAGCAGUUUCAAAUUGUAGCUUGAGUGGUGAACGUCGUCGGGUCGUGAAACCACCGUGAAGCAAACCAAGUACUACACAUAACUUGAAAUUUUUGUUAACAACAAAAAAUUAUAGAAGAGAAGAAGAAGCAUUGUUGUAAUUUACAAGUAUUUUUGAAUUGCAAGAAAUACGAAAAUAAAAAAACGUAAAGUUUUGAAAAUUAUUAAGAGAAAAUAAUAAACAAGAAAAGUGAAUUAUUUAAUGGAAGUUUAUUAAAAAAGAAAUAUAUAAAGAACUGAAAUAAAGUUUAAAAAAACUUGAAGAUAAAAUAAAACACAUUCCCCUAAAUGAAAUAAAAUAGUAUUGAAAAAAGUUAUUAAAAAAUAAACAAUUUUAUUAAAAUAAAAAUAAAAACGUGUUUCUAAGGAAUUUUGACAAUUGUAAAAAAGAGUUUGUGUUUUUUGCAAUACCGUUACUUUUCAAUUGCCAAGUAACAAAACGUUACUCUCACCAACUAAAACAAAAAAAGCAAAGCAAAAAUAAAUGUCAAAAACCAUGUGCCGUCUGAAAUAACGUGACAAUUUUUUACGUACGAUUUCAACGUCGUCGUUACGCUGCUACAAUUUGUUUAUAACAAUCGAGAUACGACAACCAACACAAAAAAUAUGAAGAAUUUUAAAGAAAUUUUUUAAAAAAGAAAUUUUAUAUUUUUUAAAACGAAAGAAAAUUCUUUUCAACGACGGAGUGUUAAACGAAACGGAUUCUUGAAAUUUGAAGCGAAAAAAAAGAAAAUCGAAAUAAAAACCUACCUCCCCCACCACAGCGCACCUUCUGGAAUUGUGCACCAAGCGUUUGUGUUUGCUUUUCUCCUUUAGCAGCCGCAGUCUUAGAAAAACAAGGAUUACCAAAGUUUUUCUAACAUCAAUCGCCAUCAUCAUCAUCUGAAAAAAGCAAACUUCACAUACGCUCACCAGUGAUAUAUUUCCUAGCCACUGUAAAAAAGAAAUCACCUCCAACACAAAAAAACAAAAACACUUCAACAUGCAUUGGAUUAAAUUAUUAUUAGCAGCCUUUUUGGUGCUCUCCCUUAUUAUUGAAGAGGUCCAAUCAUCCGGCUUAUUCGAACUGCGUUUAAAAUAUUUCAAAAACGAUUACGGUCGCGACAGCGAAGGUCACUGUUGUAGCGGGCAAACGGAUGCGGCGACGGGCAAAUGUAUUGGCGGUUGUAAAACACGGUUUCGCGUUUGUCUCAAACAUUAUCAGGCGAAAAUCGAUACAACAUCACAGUGUACCUAUGGCAAAGUUGUAACGCCGAUAUUGGGUGAAAAUUCCGUGAAUUUAACCGAUUCCCUGGCAUUGCAGAAUAAAGAUUACACCAAUCCCAUACAGUUUGCCUUCAAUUUUGCAUGGCCGGGUACUUUUACCUUAAUCGUGGAGGCUUUGCAUGACACCAACAAUACCGCAAAUGCUCGUUCAAGCAGUGUACUGAUACAACGCAUAUCGGUGCAACAAGUCUUGGAAGUAUCCCCCGACUGGGAGAGCAAAAAAUCCGAAUCUCAAUAUACCUGGUUGGAAUAUGAUUUUCGUGUUACCUGUGAUCCACACUAUUAUGGUUCGGGCUGUGCCGAUUUGUGUCGUCCCCGUAAUGAUCAAUUUGGCCACUAUACAUGCUCCGAAACUGGUGAAAUUAUUUGUUUGUCCGGCUGGACGGGAGAUUAUUGUGUGAAACCCAAAUGUGCCAAAGGUUGUGAACAUGGUCACUGUGAUAAGCCUAAUCAAUGCAUUUGUCAAUCUGGCUGGAAGGGACCAUUGUGCAACGAAUGCCAAGUCCAUCCUGGCUGCAUCCAUGGAACAUGCUCCAAUCCCUGGGAAUGUAUCUGCAACGAAGGCUGGGGUGGCCUAUACUGCAAUCAAGAUCUCAACUACUGCACCAACCACAAACCCUGCCGCAACAAUGGUAUCUGCCAUAACACUGGCGAAGGCCUUUACACCUGUGACUGCCCACCCGGUUUCCAAGGACAAGAUUGUGAAUUUGAAAUCAACUCCUGUGCCGAAGUAAAUCCCUGUCAAAACUCCGGUACCUGUAUCGAAGAUGGCUCAAAACGUGGCUACAAAUGUGAGUGCAAGAAAGGCUGGGCUGGACGUUUGUGCGAGGAAAAAGUCAUCACCUGUGCCGAUAAUCCCUGUGUCCAUGGUGCUUGUCGUGAUACCACCAAAGGUUUCCAAUGUGAGUGCCCCAACGGCUAUAGCGGUUCCAUGUGUGAAGUCCAUACCGAUACCUGUGCCUCAAAUCCUUGUCAAAAUGGUGGUACCUGUUCCGUAGGCUCAAAUGGCUCCCACAAAUGUCAAUGUCCCAGUGGCUUUACCGGUUCCCUGUGCGAAGAGAACAUUGACGAAUGCCAAGGCAAUCCCUGUCACAAUGGCGGCACCUGCAUUGAUAUGGUCAACCAAUUUAGAUGUCAAUGUGUUCCUGGCUAUUUGGGUUCUUUGUGUACCGAAAAAGUUGAUUUGUGCCUGAUCAAACCUUGUGCCAAUGGUGGUACCUGCAAGAAUUUGAACAACGAUUACGAAUGCACCUGUCGUCCUGGUUUCACUGGCAAAGAUUGCUCUGUCGACAUUGAUGAGUGCAGUUCAUCGCCCUGUCACAAUGGUGGUACCUGUAUGAAUCGUGUCAACUAUUUUGAAUGUGUUUGUGCCCAAGGUUUCCGUGGUCCCCAGUGUGAUGAAGAGUCCUAUGCCUCGGCCACCUAUGAUGCCCGCCAAUAUGAGGCCACCACCCAGGCCAAGCCAAGAAGUGAUGGCCUUACCAGCGGCCAGGUGAUAUUGAUUGCCAUACUCUCCGUUGCCAUGCCUUUGGUGGCCGUCAUUGCUGCCUGUGUUGUGUUCUGCAUGAAACGUAAACGCCGACGUGAUCAGGAAAAGGAUGAUGCUGAGGCCCGUAAGCAAAAUGAACAAAAUGCCGUUGCCACACUCCAUCACAAUACCGGGGGUUUGUCCAGUGUUGCCGUUGCCGCCUUGGGUGUAAAGAGAGGUAGCAGUUCCGGUCUGACUUUCCAUAACUCCAAUCCCAACAUCAUUAAAAAUACCUGGGAUAAAUCGGUCAACAACAUUGCCAGUUCGGGUUCCACUGACGACUGUCUGAUGAACACCUCCCUGUAUGGUGGAGCCAUGUCUAACUAUGCUGCCGAUAACAAUGCCAAUUCGGAAUUUUGUGGUGUUGGCCAGAUUCAGCCAUUGCAAAGGGCCAAGUCCCAAAAGCAGUUGAACACUGAUCCCUCCCUUAUGCACAGAGCCUCCCAACUAAUGGGUGCUGUUGGUGGUGGCGCUGCCGUUGCCAAUAGCAAUGCCACACAUGCACCAACCAAAGAUUAUGGAGCUGCCGGUGGUAGCUCCUCGUCUGGUGCUGCCGGUGAGGGCAAACGGAUCUCAGUUUUGGGCGAAAGUGCCUAUUGUUCUCAGAGAUGGCCAUCAUUGGCGGCCCAGGGUGUGGCCGGUAGUUGUGGGGCGGCUGCCUCAAGUUCAGCAGCCAGUGUGGCGACGUCAGGCCAAAGAUCCAUAGUAUGUGGUACUCCUCAUAUAUAAGACACAAGCACACACACACACACACUCUUAGGAAAAACAAAAUGUAGGCAAAACAACAAAUUUAUUUAGGUGUAAAGUUUUAAUGAAGAAAAGAAAUGAAACGAUGAAGAUGAUGAAGAUGAUUUAAGGAAACCAAGCGCUGUUGAAUAUUUUUAUAAAAUAUGUGUUUAAUUUUUUUUAAAUAAUUAUCACACACACACUCUCACCAACCACAUCCAAACAAAAUAAUAACUCAUAAAAACUUAUUUUUUUCCUGCUCUCUCUAUCCAAAAGACCUAAUACAAAACAGACCUCAAGAAAUAGUUUUUCUUUUCAUUUUUCCCCCAACACUCUCCUUUCUCUCUCUCUCUUUUCCACAUUUGUGUUUAUAACAAAAAGCCUGCUAUACUACUUUUUUAUAUAAGUUUAAAGAAACAUGGACUGAUUUAUAUGAAAAAAUAUUAAACUCUAACAAUUGUGUAUAAAAAAAACAAAAACUAAAACUAAUUAUUCUUACAAAAAAACAACAAAUGGAAAAAAUGUUUAUUAAGUGUAACAACAAGAUUUAUUCUCAAGAAUUUUUCUCCUUAACACUCACACUCACAUUCCUUUUUACUAUACUUUUUACUUAAACUGCUACGAAUUUGAAUUUCCACCCCACUCCAUUCUCUCUUUCUAAAACUUUCCAAAGAUUUUGAAGCUGAUUUUUUAUGUAAAUUUAUAUUGACUCUUUGAAAUACCAAAAAACCCCCAAUUCAACUCAAAAAGACAAGGCUUUUUAAUCUUUCCCCUUUAAAACCAAAACUAUUUCCCUUCCUUCCUUCCUUCCUCUUCUCACCACUCACCACUUGACGCAUGUUCGAAAUUUAUAAAAAAUUCUAAAAUAUUUUUUUGUAUAUAUAGAAAUAUUGGGUAUUCCUUAAACCCCUAAACCUCCCUCCCUACCCCAACAAAUUAAUAUAUUUUUUAUAAAAUAUAUUUCCUCCCCUCCUUUCCCCCACAAAAAUUAUUUUUAUUUAGCUUUUUUAAGUGUUUUUUCGGCUCUUUUUUGUGCAAAGAGCAUUUGAAAAAAAAUGUAAAUAUUAGUUUUAAUAAUUAUAAAUAUAACUAUAUAUAUAUAUAAACUACUAUUAAUUAUUUUAAGUUUAGCUUAUAGAAAACAAACAAACGAAUUGGAAAAAAACAAAACAAACAUAAAAACCCCAAAAAAUAACUAUUUGACCUUAAACGAACUCUA